Clonostachys solani is the source of this 1359-nucleotide messenger RNA. The record is from the annotation of a GenBank genome assembly. Lineage: Eukaryota; Fungi; Ascomycota; Sordariomycetes; Hypocreales; Bionectriaceae.
AUGCCGCCUUCCACUCGUCUCGCAGGCUCUCUUGCCAGUUUGAAGCUGAAUUGGACUACAGCCCUCGUCGUGUCUGUCUGCGUUGUGGACUCCGUGACGAUCGCGUACGAUGGGUCUCUGAUGGGCUCCCUCAAUGUCAUGGAGACCUAUCACAACUACUUCCAACUUACGACUACUACUACGGCUAUCAACACCUGUGCAACAUUUCUGGGUGCCAUCUUGGUCGGGCCGUUUACCGGCAUCUUGAUCGACAGGAAGGGCAGAAAGAGUGGCUUAUGGGCAGCUGUCGCCAUAAACAUUCUCGGGGCCGUCCUGGCCGGCUCCGCCAUUAACGUCGCCAUGUUCAUAGCUGCCCGCAUUAUCAUCGGUGUCGGUGUAGGCUUGGGGCAGACGGCCGCAAGUACAUACGUUGCUGAGACGACGGCUCCGAGCAUCCGAUCCUUUGCUCUUGGCCUCUACUUUUCCUGCUGGGCGGUUGGCGCACUGCUUGCUGCGGGAGUAUCGUACGGGUGUUCAACACUCGAGCCCUCGAACGAAUCCUGGCGAAUCCCAUCAUACUUACAGGGAGCCAUGCCACUUCUCAUAGUUCCACUUCUGUACUAUAUCCCCGAAUCGCCUCGCUGGCUGGCGUUCCGCGAUCGCCGGGAAGAAGCGUUGGCAAUCAUUUCGAGAAUUAGCGGCAAGCCCGAGGAUGAUGAAGAUGUACAACUGCAGUUCCAGGAGAUUGUUACAUCGCUCAAUCACGAAAAGGCCCAGUCCAUGAGCCUCAAAGCCAUUAUACGCAAGCCAAACAGAAGACGCUUGCUUCUCGCGCUAUCUGUCGCGCCCCUUGCCAUGCUCACAGGAUCUAAUGUUAUCACGUACUACUUCGGAAGCAUGUUGACACAGGCCGGCAUUGGAAACCCUACGACGCAGCUUCAAAUCAAUGUAGUUCUUUCUUCGUGGCAACUUGUAGUGGCCAUCACCGGCUCCAGCCUCGCAGAGAAGCUUGGCCGUCGUUUCCUGGCCCUUUUCAGCCUCGGGACAUGCUCUGCGUUCUUCUACAUCCUCGCGGGAUUGACGGCCAAGUAUGGAACUGCCGGGGACAAAGCAGGCACGUAUGGCACAGUGGCUUGCAUCUUCCUCUUCCUUGGAGCAUACUCAUUCGGCAUUACCCCUCUCACGGCCAUGUAUGCCCCUGAGGUCCUGUCGUACAACAUGCGCGCCAAUGGAAUCGCGAUGCAGGGCAUUCUCAUCAAGUCGUGUGGAGUCUUGGUCACCCUCGCUUUUCCAUACAUGCUCGAAAGCCUCGGCUGGAAGUCGUAUGUUAUCAACGCUUCAUGGAACAUUCUUCUGUGGCUGUACAUUUGGUUUCAGUGA